Messenger RNA from Cavia porcellus (domestic guinea pig), 1311 nucleotides. Its product is annotated as beclin-2-like. The record is from RefSeq and is a predicted model, not a curated record. Gene Ontology annotation, biological process: late endosome to vacuole transport; autophagy; cellular response to nitrogen starvation. Lineage: Eukaryota; Metazoa; Chordata; Mammalia; Rodentia; Caviidae. Bases 1 to 1311 code for a protein of 436 amino acids. The transcript has a single exon. Gene Ontology annotation, cellular component: phagophore assembly site; phosphatidylinositol 3-kinase complex, class III, type II; phosphatidylinositol 3-kinase complex, class III, type I.
AUGUCCACCACGUGUUUCCUGUGCCAACACUGCCACCAGCCCCUGAAGCUCCGUCAGACCUUGGAGACUCAGGGCUGCAUACAAGGGGCUCCAGGGAAGAUGCAAGGGGACAGUGGCAGCUCCGAGAAGCUUGCAGCCUGUGAGGGGGCCCAGGCAGUUGCCUCCAGCAGCCUCUGUGAACCCGAUGGCAGGAUAUCCCAGGAAAGUGCCAAAUCCUUCACCCUGCUAGGCAGCUUAAUCCCUGUGAGAACUCUGGACAGCACUCAGAAGACUUGCGCCUACAUUUCCGAUGCCAUCUCAGACCCAGAAGCUGUGGACCACCCUCUGUGCCAGGAGUGCACCGAUUGUCUCCUAGAGCAGCUGGACAAGCAGCUGGCGAGCACCCAAAGUGACAUCCAGACCCACAGGCGCUUCCUAGAGCAUGGGCUGCCGCAGGGUGGGGAUGAGGACACCCUGCAGGCCCAACUGUGGGACCUGAUGCAGGAGGAGGCCAGGCUGGCCCGUGAGCUGGGCCACCUGGACAGGAACCAGGCCGACAUUGCCACCCAACUGAGCAUAGCCCAGGCCCAGACGGCUAAGCUGGUCCAGCAGGAGGCGCAGAGCCUGAAGGAGCUCAGGGUCUUACAGUGGCAACAGCAGGAACUGUCAGACCAGCUGUGCAGCCUGGGCAACCAGCUGAUGUAUGCCCAGCACAAGAUGCAGCAACUGAGGACAUAUGACAUCUUCACAGCCACCUUUGAGAUCACGGAGGACGGGCCCUUGGGCGUCAUCAACGGCUUCAGGCUAGGCCGCCUCCCGCAGGUCCCCGUGGGCUGGGAUGAGAUCAACGCGGCCUGGGGACAGGCGGCUUUGCUGCUGCUGGCCCUGUCCAAAGCCGAGGGGCUGCAGUUUCAGCGGUAUCUCCUGGUGGCCUGUGGGAACCGCUCCUACUUGAAGUGCCUGAGCGGAGAUUGUGGGGACCUGCCCCUGGCCUCCGAUGGGAGCCACAAUGUCUUCCUAGACAACACAUUCGACCGUGCCAUGCUGGCCUUCUUGGAUUGCCUGCGGCAGUUCCAGCAGGUGGCUGGGCGCUGCGGACUGCGCGUGCCCUACAGGGUGCACGCGCAGGAGGGGCUGCUGAGGGACCCAGCUUUCCCCAGGGAGCGCUGUUCAGUGCGCGCGCACCUCAACACAGAGGAGCAGUGGACCGAGGCGCUCAGGCGCAUGCUCAGCAACCUCAAGUUCUGCCUGGCGUGGGCCUCCCAAAGGUACCGUCCAAAAUUACACCGGGCUUCCACCAAGACGCUGGGUGGCAAAAUGGACCAAUGGUAA